Molecule: messenger RNA, 654 nt
Organism: Plasmopara halstedii
Lineage: Eukaryota; Oomycota; Peronosporomycetes; Peronosporales; Peronosporaceae
Product: pin2 terf1-interacting telomerase inhibitor 1
Exons: 1
Coding region: 1-654 (217 amino acids)
Molecular function (GO): nucleic acid binding
Source: RefSeq, a predicted model, not a curated record
AUGGCUUACGCUAUGCGUGCUGUGAACGUUAUUUCCUCGGAUUCUGCAAGGACAGAUAACGCCGGACAGACGAUGGUAGCUGUGGGAGGAAUGCAAAAUAUGGCAUGGGCUUCGGAUACUUCCAAGUUUGGCUUUAAAAUGCUUGUCAAAAUGGGGUGGUCCGCUGGCAAAGGCGUCGGAAAACACCUGCAAGGUCAGGCCACACACGUCAAGGUUGCACGUCGCUCCGAGAAUUUGGGUGUGGGAUGCAGUCUCAAGCAGGCGGAGGUGCAAGGUUGGGCUGAGACGGCGGGAGGUUUCGCGGAUGUGCUCAAUGCGCUCAACAAUUCGUAUAGUUGUAAGACCUGUCCUGAAGUUGACCGUCUAGAUGAGAGUGAUAGCAGCGAUACUUGCUUUGGCAAGAAACGACAAAAAUCUGAGAAGAAGAAGGCAAAGAAGGCGAAGAAAGUGAAGAGCGAGGAUGAGAGCAAGACGAGCAAAAAGAGCAAAAAGAGCAAAAAGAGAAAAAAAGUGGGCAUUGAAAAGACUACAAUCUCACGACGGCUACAUUAUCGUAGGAGGCAAACCAACAAAGAUGCUAAGAGCUAUAGCGCAGAAGAAAUGGCUGCAAUCCUGGGCGUCGCUUCAUCGGCGUACAAGCCGGCCGUUGGGUAG